GGCCUAAGAGCUUAGCUCACCUUUGGAGGUCCAGGAUCUAGUGGCUCUGGAGAUGAGCGGAUUGGAGCUUCAAGAUGUGCCAAAGGACUUCACAGUCAAUUUGAAGUAUGUUCACCCUUGCACGGGAGGGAAAUGAAAUGGCCGAUUUACACACAGCCAGCACCCUCAAUCAACAAUGAGAGUAUGUUCCUGUUUGUGUGAUUACUGAAGCAUUCUAAUUCCAAUAUAAACGACAAGAGGUUCCUGGCCAAGAGCACGAGUUGAGUCGUCAAUAUGUCAAGGCAGUUUGUUGAGGAGGGAGAGGAAGACCCAACGGAGUACUGCAUUGGAGGUUACCAUCCAGUGAAGUUAGGAGACAUUUUUAAUGGAAGAUAUCAAGUAAUGAGAAAGUUGGGAUGGGGUUUUUACUCCACAGUCUGGCUUUGUUUGGAUCUGCUAAAAAAUAAAUGUGUGGCAGUGAAGGUGGCGAAGAGUGGAAGUGGGUUUACAGAGGCUGCCCAGGAUGAGAUCAAGAUUCUCAGAUGUGUGAGAUGGAAAUACUCAAAGGACCCAGAUAAGGAACGAAUUGUCCAACUAUUAGAUGAAUUUAUAAUCAUUGGUCUGAAUGGUGUCCAUGUGUGUUUAGUUACUGAACUACUAGGUAAUCAUCUUUAUCAUUGGAUUAUUAAAUCCAAUUGGCAGGGGCUACCCAUGCCUUGUGUCAAGAAAAUCAUUCGACAGGUUCUACAAGGGUUGAACUAUCUGCAUACCAAGUGCAAGAUUCUGCACACGGAUAUCAAACCAGAUAACAUUCUUCUCUGUCUCAACCAACAAUAUCUCAAUCAAAUAGCUGUUUCUGUGCAACCGGGAACUGGAAAAGAUGCACAGAGUCUAACAGGAGAAAUUAACACAGAACAUUCACUUCCGAACCCUUUGGAUCCUAAAUAUGCUGAAGAAAUAAGUGUAAAGAUUGUGGACCUGGGAAGCGGUUGCUGGACAUUCAAACACGUUACAGAAAAGAUUCAGACAAGACCGUACCGUGCACUGGAGGUCAUCCUGGGUGCUGGUUAUGGGCCACCUGCUGACAUUUGGAGCACAGCUUGCGUGGCAUUUGAGCUGGCAACGGGUGAAUACUUGUUUGACCCUCGACCUGGAAAGACCUUCUCUGAAGAUGAGGACCAUAUUGCACAUAUUAUUGAGCUGCUUGGGAGAGUCCCUUUGAAGUGUGCACUCUCUGGAAAGUAUUCCAAAGAUUUUUUCAACCUUAAAGGUGAGCUACGUCAUAUCAAGACACUAAGACCUUGGGGAUUAUAUGAUGUUCUCGUUGAGAAAUAUGACUUCCCAUUGGCUGAUGCAGCAAUGUUUUCAGACUUCCUUCAUCAAAUGCUUUGCUUUAUACCAGAAAAAAGGGCAUCUGCAGAACAUUGUCUCCAACACCCAUGGCUGAACACUAAAGUCUCUGAUGCCUCUUUCAGUUAGAUUUGUAUUAUCCAUUACAAUAGAGGUGACAACCCCUAACACAUUUUAUAAAUUAUUCUGGAGUAUUGAGAAGCUCAGAGCAAAAUCCUUCUGGAUAUUAGGUGAAUCAAGUGCAAGAAAAUGGCAUUGAGGAAGAGGCUGACCCAUGAUAUUGCGGACAAGUGAAGCAGGCUCAAUGGGCUGAGUGGCCAACUUCUUACUGUGAGUUGUUUUGGGCCCCAUAUCCAAGAGAGGAUGUGCUGGCAAUGUGAGAACAGCAACCUGAGGCUCAGCGUGGACAUGACAAAAGAGAUAGUAGUUGACUUCAGGGAGGCACAGGUUGACCACCCUCCGUUGCACAGCAACAGCUCUGAUGUGGAGAGAGUAAAGAGCACAAAGUUCCUUGGUGUGCACGUAACGGACAAUCUAACCUGAACUUGUGAUACCUCCUCACAAGUCGAGAAAGCACAACAGUGUCUGUACUUUCUGAGGGGGUUCAGGCAUGCAAGCCUCCCCUGCUCCCAUUCUAACAACUUUCUCCAGGAGUGCCAUUGAGAGUGUCCUGCCUGGUUGUAUCAUUGUGUGGUAUGAAGGUGCAAAGUGCCAGACUGCACGAUCCUACAGAAGACAGGAAAACACGCCAAGAGGAUCACUGGGGUCUACCUCCCCCAGGUUUGUGACAAUUAUUUGUUUAAUAUUUGUUGGGAUUCAGCACGGAACAGGCCCUUCUGACCCUUCGAGCUGCACUGCCCAGCAACCCCCAAUUCAACCUCAGCCUAAUCAUGAGACAACUGAGAAUGACCAAUUAACCAGCCUACUGGCGGGAAUGGCUUUGGCUGUGGGAUGAAACUGGAGCAUCCGGAGGAAACGCACACUGUCAUGACGAAAAUGUACAAACUCUUUACAGACAGCGGUAGGAAAUGAAGCCAGGUCACUGAUACUGUGAAGCAUUGUGCUAACCACUACAUCACUGUGUCCUGGGAACGCCGCAAAUACAAAGGGUGCAAAGCAUUGUUGAUGAUCCCUAUCACCCAUUCCACAAUCUCUUUGAUUCACUAUCAUCAGGAAGGAGGCACAGGAGCAUCAGGACUAGGACUGCCAGACUGGGUAACAGCUUCUUCCCGGCCACCACCGAGGUCUUGUCACUAGGACAGCAAGCUGUUUACUGUCUACUUGUGCUGUGCACUACAUGUACUUGGAAUUAUAUUUUACUAAAUUAUUUGUGGUAAUAUUUUGUUUUAUGUGCUGUGUGUGAUACAUGUUUUGUGGGUGUCCCGUGGU
Hypanus sabinus (Atlantic stingray) is the source of this 2718-nucleotide messenger RNA. RefSeq names its product SRSF protein kinase 3-like. NCBI's taxonomy places the organism in Eukaryota, Metazoa, Chordata, Chondrichthyes, Myliobatiformes, Dasyatidae. The record is from RefSeq and is a predicted model, not a curated record. The transcript has 14 exons. Gene Ontology annotation, biological process: regulation of mRNA processing; protein phosphorylation; spliceosomal complex assembly. The coding region runs from base 274 to 1458 and encodes 394 amino acids. Gene Ontology annotation, molecular function: protein kinase activity; ATP binding.